This is a messenger RNA of Ilex paraguariensis (yerba mate), 1117 nucleotides long. The record is from the annotation of a GenBank genome assembly. NCBI's taxonomy places the organism in Eukaryota, Viridiplantae, Streptophyta, Magnoliopsida, Aquifoliales, Aquifoliaceae.
GCCAAACGAAGCAUUAGAAAAGGCCAUAACGAAAAGGUGUAAAUAAACAAAAUCUCUUCCUGACUUCCUCCAGUACAGAUUUCUCGCUCUCUGGUCUCUCUAUAUAUCGAUCCGAAUUGUCGAUACUCAAUACCCAAGUACUGGAUCAACAAGGUUGAAUUCGAUUGAUUGAUGGAUUCUCCGUCAAGUCAAGAAUCAGUGGGGUUUGAUUACUUGUUCAAAUUGCUGUUAAUCGGUGACUCGGGCGUUGGCAAGAGCAGUCUCCUUCUCAGUUUCACCUCCGACUCCUUCCAAGAUCUCUCCCCCACAAUCGGUGUUGAUUUCAAGGUAAAAUAUGCUGAUAUCGGGGGUAAAAAAUUGAAGCUUGCAAUUUGGGAUACAGCUGGACAGGAGAGAUUCAGGACAUUGACAAGUUCAUACUACAGAGGAGCACAAGGAAUCAUUAUGGUUUAUGAUGUAACCCGACGAGAAACAUUUACCAAUCUUUCUGACAUAUGGGCCAAGGAGAUUGAUCUCUACUCAACUAAUCAAGAUUGUAUCAAGAUGCUUGUUGGAAACAAAGUUGACAAGGAAAGUGAAAGGGUUGUAAUGAAGAAAGAAGGGAUAAAUUUUGCCAGGGAAUAUGGAUGUCUUUUUAUCGAAUGCAGUGCAAAAACCCGACUUAAUGUUCAGCAAUGCUUCGAAGAACUCGUCUUGAAGAUUUUAGAUACACCCAGCCUCUUGGCUGAGGGAUCCAAGGUUUUGAAAAAGAACAUCUUCAAACAGAAGCCACCACAACCUGAUACAUCGUCAAGCAGUUGUUGCUGACGUUCUUCAAUCAGAACAUUCACACAAAUUUCUUUUUGACUAAUGUGGUCAGCUCCAAUUUUAAAUCCAGGGUCCUAUAAUGUAUAUAUUAAGGAACAGUUUGUGGAACCCUACCAGAUUGUUAUUUGUGUAGUUGGAAUGCUAUUUUAGAUCAUGUCAAGGUCUGGAGAGAAUCAAUGAAGUUUUACGUUUCAUUUCCUUGCCGGUUGUAUAGAAGUAGGGCUGUGAUUUUGGUUAGUGAUACUGGCCAAGUCCUAAUGCUCUCUUGUAAAGGAUUCUUCAAAAAACUCUAUAAUUGUUUCUUAUCCUA